AAAAAUUAAUCAUAUUUAUCUGUAGUCAUCUGUAAAAAAUUUUUUUUCAUAUAAAAUAUAAAUACAUCAUAUAAUUCUUCAGAAAUAUUUCGUAAUGAAAAGUAUUUUCAUAAAACAUAUUAUGUGUAUUACAGUUUAAAUGAUCAAAGCAAGAAACAAAAUAAAAUUAAAGAUUAAUUGCCACCGCACCCAGCCGAUACAACAAACCAUGAUAAACAAACCAUGUUAGUUUCUUGUCGCUGUCUACUUUUCUAUUUACUAUUAUUUUUUGCCGCUAUAUAUUAAUUGUCGGUUAACUUUCGUUUGACGAAGCCCUUCCCCGCUCAGAUCUGUAAACUCUCUGUAUUAGCUGUUCUGUUUUCAUUUCAUAGCAUUGAUAACACGAGGUACACCUGCAUCGGAAUGGACUCUCGGCUCAUCACUAUGUCCCAGGGGAAGGGGAGGGGGAAGAGCCCGGAGGAAUCUCGCCGCAGCAUCUCGCAUGAUGGAUACAUUAAGUACCGCCCGUCACGUCGCAUCGCGCCGUUGACGGUGUCCGUCUCGCUCGAUGAAGAAAGUGUCGAUUUCUCCCUAGACAAAAAUUCGACGACUCCGGGAACCCUUCUUCGCGGAGUAGCCGCCCGUUUUCCAUUUCCAUUCAGCGAGAUGGUACGGCGAACGCACCGCCGAUCGCCGGUACAUUUUCACGGUGGGAGGCGAUCGCGUCUAUGCUCUUUUUAUCUUGUAUAAAAGAGAAGAGGUGUUGCGCAGAUAGCUGCAAUACAUCUAGAUCAUCCGCGGCGGCAAGCACGGAGACCGGACACGGAUCGAAUCUCGGACCUUUGGUCGGUCAGCAGGUGGCGAGCGAACACCGCCUCUUCGCCACCCUCGACACCUCGCGACGACACGGAUAGCGCGACGUGCAGGUCAAAUAGGGGGUGCAUCAUCAGGCUUGACAAGCGGCACGAGUAAUUCAAGGGCCGGCAGUAUGCGGUGCUUGGCCCUCUGUGUUUUGCUGCUGGCUAUCAGCGAACCUCUCCUUACUCACGCAAAGGUAGUGCUAAUCGUGCCUCGACAAGUAAGACGGAGCCCAGCAGUGCCAUGGAGACCUCCGGGUCAUUACGGUGUAAAUGACUUUCCUCGUCAUUAUGGUCGCGUUAAUCGUUAUAACAAAAAGCCAUUCCGGCCACCGUACGGGGGCGACGAUUUCGAUCAUGGUCCCGAAGCGGUGAAUCACGUGAAUGUACCGUAUGGCAAAAGCAUCGGUCACAGCAUCUCUUUUGGCAAAGGAUACAUCCCGUACGAUAACAUCAAAGGUUUGCCGUUUGUACAUGAAAGAUACGCCGGUGCUUAUGGACGUCAACCGGCCAUUCCGGAUUAUCCGCCCACCAGUUUCACAUCGGUAGGUCAGGAAUACGCGACGGGACCGACGACGGCGCAUUCCUAUGAAAAUUCACACUUGGACUCGUACUUCUCGGACAUCGAGAGUUCUGCCAAGGGCGAGCACGGCAGUCUGAAGGAUAGCACGAACAAAUACUACGACACCCGGUCGAUCGAGAAGGACCUCAGUCUGAGAAAUCAGCAGGCCCUCAGCAGCAUUCUGGAGAAGGGCAAGAAUAUCCUAGCAAAGGGCACCGAGGGCUCGCCCUCGGACGCAUCUUCCGCCGCGUACGCCGCCGCCUCCACCAAUCCGAUCACCAGCGUGCAGGGUGCCGUGAUAGUGCCAGCGGGUAUACCACCGGCAACUAUCGCCGGUAACAAGGACGGCAUCGUGCUACGGGACACCGUGUCCCUGGACGAGUAUCAGAAGAAACUGGAGGAACUCACCAAGGCCUGGCCGAGUGUGUUAUCCGGCGGCGCCAACUUCGCGGCGCCCCAGCAACUGCACGCUGGUUUCCCGACGACCGGUCUGCCAGGUGCCGGCUUUGGCGGUGCGACUGCGGCCGGCGGUACCAGUUGGCUCUCCAGCUUCGCCCAGUCCAAGCAGGGCUAUGCCGUGCACGAAGACCACAAAGACCCCACGACCUAUGACUUUAGAACGAUGACCGUACAAGGUGCCCCAUACCAACAGAUAUCUUUCGGCGGUUUCCCGACUGGCACGGGGAUCGUCCCGAGCGCUCAUGGGUAGAUGUAGAAUACAUACGGGAAAAACCAUUAAUGCCAUCCGGUUUGCGCAUUUAGUAGUUAAAUUUGGUUUGCAAUAUUUAAGAAAUAUUUAUUUUUUUAUUUACGUAAUUGAUAAUAUAGCUCCACUAUUUUAUGAAACAGUUAAAAGAAUCUCGUUGAAUUACAUAUACGUGUAUAGUCUCUUCAUGAAUGCGGAUGUACCGGACGUCAUUAAUAAUAUAUCGUAUGCCUAAUUAUACGCUUGAUCGGAAACAAUGUGAUUCUGAUAAAAUUAACUACACUUUUCACAGACACGGCAAGAUGUAAUAUACAUUCAUAUUGCCACGAAUGUAUAAUGUAUACGAGGGUAUAUACUCGCGCGUUGCUUUUGAGACGUUGAAAUCUCAAUUCAAUGAAAUUAUAUAUGGACUUCAGGGAGUCUAAAGUAUUCGUACAUACAGAAAUGUUACGCAGUGUGCACAUAACGAUACAUUUACACCAAUAUAUAAUGUGUGAAAUUGGGUCAAAAUUUUACAUAGAAUUUAAAUCUUUAAAAUUUCUUAGACUCUAUAUUUUGAUGGACUUAGAAUACUCUCGUCUAUUCUCUCAUGUAAAAAUUUUUUUAUUUACACUGAUGCAAAAUUGAUUGGAGUUAGUCAUGUGAAUUGAUCAAAAGAAAUUCCUGCCUUAAAAGUGCCAAUAUACAUAUUUGAUAAAUGAGAAAUAUUACUGUAAAAUUGUUUAACAUUUAUAUUAAAUUCCAUUUCCAUUUUUCAAAGCAGAGAAAGAAAGAGAGAGAGAAAAGGAGAGGAAGAAAAUAUAAUCUUCAUUAUUUUAACAAGAAAACAACGCAACUAAGUGUCCGGCUCUUAAUUUUAAUAAGCUUUUGUGAUAUGUUAACAAUUAACAUAUCACAACAGAAGAGAUAUACGUAUUCUUUUUAUAAAUGUUGAAUCGUACAUUAAGAGGAUAAAACACACCUUUGAAAGAAAUCGAUUUUUAUUUCGAAGCAAAUAUUGUCGAAAUUAUAAAAAGUAGAAAAAAUUUUCUAAA
This is a messenger RNA of Monomorium pharaonis (pharaoh ant), 3138 nucleotides long. RefSeq lists its product as uncharacterized. The transcript has 4 exons. NCBI's taxonomy places the organism in Eukaryota, Metazoa, Arthropoda, Insecta, Hymenoptera, Formicidae. The record is from RefSeq and is a predicted model, not a curated record. Bases 968 to 2107 code for a protein of 379 amino acids.